UAUACCUCUGCAGUCCGCAAGUCUCAACCAUUCACGGGAACCUGGUGUGGUGCUGUCAAGCUUCCUACGCUCACUGUAUUUGUAUUUGUCACCGCGUUGAAAAUGCCCGUCGUUGCUGGUCCUCCCCAAGGGCAUGGCCCCUCCACGUUGGAGAAGAUGAAGAUGGGUGCUCUGAUGGGCUCCACUGUCGGAGGCAUCAUGGGUUUCAUCAUCGGAACCGUUACCAUCUUCCAAUACGGAGCCGGACCUAACGGUGUCAUGCGCACCCUGGGUAAAUACAUGCUGGGUUCUGGUGCUACUUUCGGCCUGUUCAUGUCUAUCGGCAGCGUCAUCCGUUCCGAAGGCCCUCACAAUGAUGCCUGGCUCCGCGCCCGUGGUCCCCCCAUGAUGCUCCCCCGCCAGAGCCCUCUGCGCCCUAUGCGCGAGUAAACGCUCUAUGAGAUGGGGAUAAUAUCAAUUGGAGCGUGGAAUUUGCGAGACGGAAGGGAAACUGUACGAUAGCAUAUCCUGGAUCAUGGAACAAUGGUUGAGGAAUAAUUACCGACGUCGAGACGAUGCAGAGCAGUGGUGGCUGUAUAAUGUACAUAGGAGCUGCCUAGUCACCCGAUGCGAUGCAACGUAUCUGGGCGUCGUAACAAUGUUCCAUUAGGUUAAUUUAAUGGAUAUCAUGAAUGAUGAAUAGUCCAUAUGUAUGCUUGACAGAUGGAGCAACCACAUUUACCAGAUUGACUCUAUACUCGUGAGUCAGUG
Molecule: messenger RNA, 750 nt
Organism: Aspergillus ibericus CBS 121593
Lineage: Eukaryota; Fungi; Ascomycota; Eurotiomycetes; Eurotiales; Aspergillaceae
Product: MGR2/ROMO1 family protein
Exons: 5
Coding region: 103-429 (108 amino acids)
Biological process (GO): protein insertion into mitochondrial inner membrane; protein import into mitochondrial matrix
Cellular component (GO): TIM23 mitochondrial import inner membrane translocase complex
Source: RefSeq, a predicted model, not a curated record